Molecule: messenger RNA, 3377 nt
Organism: Girardinichthys multiradiatus
Lineage: Eukaryota; Metazoa; Chordata; Actinopteri; Cyprinodontiformes; Goodeidae
Gene: srpk1b
Product: SRSF protein kinase 1b
Exons: 15
Coding region: 304-2232 (642 amino acids)
Biological process (GO): regulation of mRNA processing; spliceosomal complex assembly; protein phosphorylation
Molecular function (GO): ATP binding; protein kinase activity
Source: RefSeq, a predicted model, not a curated record
GAGCAAGAAUCACGGCACAUGUAGUGGGAGCCUGCAGUCCAGGACUCGGUCUGCAGCACAGUCUCACCACAUCUCCUCUCCUCGCUCGUCUUUCCACUCUUCUCCUCUCUGUCUUCUCCUCCUUCUCUUCUGUCUUCUUAGUAUAUUUGCUCAGCUUUUUAGUCAUCAGCACUGAUCGUUUUUGCUGCCUCCUCUCCAUUUUACCACUUCCGAACCUCCCUCGUAUUUUUCUCUUCUGGCGGAUGGAGUGAGAGGCUGUUUCAGUACUUUCACUCCGCGGUCCUCCUCCUCGCCUCCCAUCCCAUGGGCAUCCGUGCAUCUUGCAGACCAGAGCCUCAUGGUCGCGGAGGGGCCUCUCAGCAUGGUCAAGCGGACUCUCCCCUUCCAGAGCAGGAUGAGGAGAUCCUGGGCUCGGAUGACGAUGAACAGGAGGAUCCUAACGAUUACUGCAGGGGUGGAUAUCAUCAUGUGAAGAUUGGUGACCUGUUCAGUGGGAGGUACCAUGUGAUCCGUAAGCUGGGUUGGGGUCACUUCUCCACCGUGUGGCUGGCCUGGGACAUCCAGGAGAAGCGCUUUGUGGCCAUGAAGGUUGUAAAAAGUGCUGAACAUUACACAGAGACGGCUCUGGAUGAAAUCAAGCUACUCAAAUCUGUGAGAAACACAGAUCCCAGAGACCCCAGCAGAGAGAAGGUGGUGCAGCUGCUCGACGACUUCAAAAUUUCUGGCAUGAAUGGAACUCAUGUAUGUAUGGUCUUUGAGGUUCUGGGCUACCACCUUCUGAAGUGGAUUAUAAAAUCAAAUUAUCAAGGCCUGCCUCAACCUUGUGUGAAAAGCAUCAUACGACAGGUUCUGCAGGGCCUCGACUACCUCCACACCAAGUGUAAGAUCAUCCAUACAGACGUCAAACCUGAAAACAUUCUGCUGACCGUCAAUGAGCCCUACAUUAAGAAGAUGGCUGCUGAGGCCACACAAUGGCAGAAGUCUGGUGGUCCACCUCCAUCUGGAUCUGCAGUGAGCACAGCUCCAGCACCCAAAACCAUUGCCAAAAUGUCAAAGAACAAGAAAAAGAAGAUGAAGAAAAAGCAAAAGAAGCAGGCAGAGCUGCUGGAGAAGAGGAUUCAGGAGAUGGAGGGAGGAGCGAUGCCUGAUGGUGCAGAGGAAGAUGAUGAUGAGGAGACAGAGACUAAUGAAGAUACGUCUUCGGCUGUCCUUCCUACCUCUUCAACGCUGCAAGAUGUGGCUAACAAUAGGAGCUCAGACUCCAUUCCCGACGAGCAGCCCCUUCUGACACCUCAAAAUGGCAAAAAGGCAGAGGGAACAUCUGGGGAUGAGAACCGAAUGGAAAUCAACUGCAACGGCCAUUCCUCCAUACCUGAGAGCAAGGACAGUUCAGAAACGCAUGGGACCAAGCAGUCUGCAGAGGAACAGGAGGACCAACAGAACGCGAACCAACCCGAAAACAAUGCAGAGACUCCAGACACGUUAUGUAACAAAGAGAAGGAUGAAACCAGCCACACCUCAGCCGGAGAACCCGAGCCCAGGCUGCAGCAGCUCCCUGCUUCACUCAGCCCAGAUGUCACUGUGGAGCGAAACGACGGAGAAGGAGAGAGGAAGAAGAUGGAGGACAUGGACACUCAAGUGGAGAACAAAGGGGGGAGUGAAGAAGAGGACAACCAGAGUGGUUCAGCAGGCAGUAUGUUAGUGGACCCCCUGGACCCUCUUAACGCCGACAAACUGCAGGUCAAGAUCGCUGACCUUGGCAAUGCCUGCUGGGUGCACAAACAUUUCACAGACGACAUCCAGACACGGCAAUACCGUUCGCUUGAGGUUCUGAUCGGAGCUGGUUACAGUACUCCAGCAGACAUCUGGAGCACAGCCUGCAUGGCCUUCGAGCUCGCUACCGGAGAUUAUCUGUUUGAACCCCACUCUGGAGAGGACUACUCCAGAGAUGAAGAUCACAUAGCGCUCAUCAUCGAGCUGCUUGGCAAGGUUCCUCGGAAGCUGAUUGUGGCAGGCAAAUACUCCAAGGAGUUUUUCACCAAGAAAGGCGACCUGCGGCACAUCACCAAGCUGAAGCCGUGGGGUCUGUUCGACGUCUUGGUGGACAAGUACGAGUGGUCCAAGGAGGAGGCCCACUCAUUCAGCAGCUUCCUGCUGCCCAUGCUGGACCUGGUGCCUGAAAGGAGAGCCACAGCAGCCCAAUGCCUCUCCCAUCCGUGGCUCACAUCCUAAAGGUUGCACACCGCUACCCUUUUAUAGUGUGAAAGAACCCAGCCAGCAAAUGCACUCAUGUCUGCACCCAGGAUCCUCAUCGUGCCUGUACUGCUGUGUAUGAGGCUACCUUCACACAUCCAAAUGACGGAGAGGAACACUGUCAAGGCUUUGUCCCGUUCUGGAUUUCACUAAUUGGAAAACCUUCAGUAAUGCUCCCUCCUUGUACUUAGAAUGAAUUAGCAUUUAUUUUCUUUUUUUCUGACCGCAGCCUCAUCGUUGGUGCACAUUUUUCUCUUCAAGAACUGAAAUUUGCACUUUUCCUCCGCGACCAGAAGCGUAAGAUGCUAUCUGAAAGUAAGCCAUUAGGCCAUUAAAGCUACAGGGCGUUGUAUAGUUCACUGUUGAGCCAAAUCUUUGCCAAUCAUCAUGCGCCAGGUUCUUCUCCUUCGGCCUAAAACUUUGUGUUCAGAGUGAUUUUCUGCACAGUUCUUAUUAGCUGAAAAAUGAACCAGUUAACCUUAAGAACUGUCAUCGUAAGAUGUAUCGUCUCCAUCAACAAAAAGGACAGAAAAAAAAAAAUUUUGUAAAUUUUUAGACAAACAGCUCCACAGGGUUAGAAACCAGACCUUUUAAUGCAGUGUCCAGGAAUACCCUCUUGACAACCAGAUUCAUUUUCUUUGUCAACAUUCUGCAUUAUUUUACAUUUUCUCUCGGCAUUUGGUAUAAGGGUGUGAACACGGAUUGUUUUUCUCCUGGAUGGACCGCUCUGCAGACGGUUUCAUAAACACUGUCAUACUUGGACAGUCCAACCAAACCACACACGGAUAAGCAUCCAGUGUACAGAAUGUUGUACCAAAGAGUUUGGCUUAAUGCAAGUUCUGAACAAGGUAGCGAGUAGCAAAGGAGGCUUUACCUGAAGGGCUUAAAAAAACAUUUUGUUCUUUGUGAUCAGGCAACAAAUUUAGCUCCAACUGUACAAGACUUUCAUUUUCCCAUGAAUGUGCUGGUUUAAUACAAGAUUGUACUAAUUGCAGAUAUUGUUUUAUUGGUUGGACUUUCUUCACAGUUGUCAUACAUUUUUAAUGCAAGUUUCUUAUGUCCAUGUCUUCCAUCUUUCUUUAUUUCUCCCUGUAUAUUAUAAGAAUAAACACUUUUCCAAAUUA